Molecule: messenger RNA, 40292 nt
Organism: Pelobates cultripes (western spadefoot toad)
Lineage: Eukaryota; Metazoa; Chordata; Amphibia; Anura; Pelobatidae
Source: the annotation of a GenBank genome assembly
GUCGUCACGUGACUCUGCGUGGGUUCUGCCCUCUGGCGCGCUGCCUUGUGGGAAGCGGAGAGUAGAGCUGCGUGAGGAGAGAGCGAGGCAGGCAAGAUGGACGCGGGCUUUUUCCGCGUGAGUAGGGGGAUCCUUGUGGGACAAACGUGGGUGGAGGAGCGGGGAGAGAGAGCGCCUGUAUUCCCGGUGUGAGGGAUGUUUGGCUAACGGUGCGGCCGGGGCUCCCGCCGUGCGAGCUGUGACUGGGCGCCGUGUAAUGCGGGCUGCGGCCUAGCCCGGAGUGUGAGCAUGGCGGCAGCCCGUCACACCGACAUGGGACCACACAGCCCGCUCCGUGUGUGCUGCUCGCCAGCUCUGUGUGCGGGGCCGCAGCGUGAGAGCGAGCCUGGCCCACCGUGUGAUAACUAAAUAUAUAUAAUAUAUAUACUGUAUGGAAAGUAUGGGAAUAGGAGAACCCGAAUAAUACAACACACCGAGAUGGCCUCGCAAUAUGUACAGACAAUAUAAGUAGUGAGAGUUAUUACCUGUAUAACAUUAUAUUAUAUUCUAUAUAUCCGAGCCUGACUGACCCACCGUGUGAUAACUCUAGUUAUAUUAUCUGUACUGGUAAUCUAUAACUAGACUGCACCGUGUAAUAACUCACACUACUUAUAUUAUCUGUACAUAUUACGUGGCCAUCUCGGUUUAUUGUAUUAUUCGGGUUCUCCUAUUCCCAUACUUUUCAGAUUGCAUGUUGAAAGAACAUAUGUGCAAAAGCUGCUUUAAAAAAAAAAAUCAAAAAAAAAAAUCAAUACCAACUUUAUUCUGUUUUAUGGGUUAUUACGUUUUCAUUGGUGGACGAGAAAAAGGAAAACUAUACUUUUAAAUAUACCUGUAGCAUUGUUUUUUCUAAAUAGGCCUAAAUCACAGACUUGCAACCUGUUGUGUGUUCUGUGGUCAUGAAGUUAAUUAACAUGUGAAGUAAACGUGUUUUUUUUUUUGGGGGUGUUUAUCAUAUACCAUGCUUGUAUUUCAUCCAGCUUAUUUAGGCAUAAUGUAAACUCUACUUUUUUUAAAACUAGGGUUUUGAGGGUUUGUUUUUUUUUUUUGCAUUUACCCAUUUUUAGAAUAUGUCUAACAUUUACAUGUAGGUGGGCUUUUUUCCCAUUCUUUAUACAUUUUAGAUGUAUUUUCUAAAGAAAUCUAAUUUGUGGAUCCUUGGAUAUUAUCUAGUUUAGUUAUUGCAUUAAAAAUUUGCUGGAUUUGUCUAAAUUGAGGCUUGGAAACUCAUGCACAUUUUGCUGCACUUGCAAAGUUGUUUGACAUGCUGUGCAUUGUUAAAAGUUGAUGGAAAUGGAAACUAUUUCAGUUAGUCACCAGUGUGAAGUGUAGAGAACUCUUAGUUUGUGAAUUUAAAAUGGUAGGUCAAAAGUUAAGUCAUGUCAGUAUCUUUGUUUUCUAUUAAACGAGCUUACAGUCUAUAUCUUAAUUUGUCGGCUUUACAAUAUGAAGUGUGUGUACUAGUCAAGGAAUUUGCUAGCAAAAGAGGAUAGCUCCUAAAUUUGAAAUGGCAAACAACCUUUCCUGGUUAUUGUUAUAUUUGGUUUGAGUUUAAAGCAGCCUAAUUUACAGGGCAUGCACGUUGGCUGACUUGAGACCAUAAUUAAAAUGCAUAUUUGUGGGUGUUGAACUCUAGACUAAAACCCUGUUGCUUUUCUAGAUUCAAGAUUCACAUUGCUGAACUUAUUCUCCAUGAAGAAAUUUUGUUAUUUUUGGCACCUUGCUUUAUUUAUUACAUAUUUAAAAUCUCAUGGGAUUUAUUGCUUCCUAAUUGCUUAAAUAGUAAUCUGGCAAAAGAUCAGCAGUAAUGUGUUCAGCCCAGUAAAUAUACAUAUUUAUGAUGCAAGCGUAAUAUCUACCCUAGCUUCUGUGUAAAUACUUUGUUUGAACAAUUCCAAGGAAGUUUCUCUCAAACAUUGUCACAUGCGUGCAAUUAAGUAAUGCAAGUAUAAAAUCUUAACAAUACUUUUCAAAGUUAGUGUUUAAAAAAAAAAAAAAAAAAGUAAAGUGUUACGAACGCUGAUAUAGUAGAUAUCCUGUUCGCCUAUUUCCUCCCGAACUGCUGAGCCUGAGUGAUUACAGCUUGCAGUUCGGGUGUAGAUUCAAACGGUUCCAGACGAAUGCAGCAUCCACAUAGUUUUCUCCCCAGCAAGUAGACUGUUAGCCAAACAUUAGCCUAGACUUCAUGAAGGGUACAACAGGAAUGAUUUUAAUGGGUGCCACAUUGGCUAUUAUAAAAGUCCCCAUGGAAGGGGCACUCCCACAUGGACCUUGUGGGGUAUAGGGACACAAAGUUUACAACCAAUAAUAAUACAGUGGCAAAGUGUGACACUCCCAAUACAAACCGAUAAUUCCCUCAUCUCUGCCUGUGAGAUAAUUGGGUCAGAUAAAGUAAUAACUCCAUUAUCUCCAGGCAGAAAAAACAAAUUUUUCAUAAAACUUGAAAAGUACCCCAAAACACACAACCUCCCCAUAAAUGUUAUAUCCCCUGAUAGCCCUGAUCUGGGUGACCAACAUAUCCAAAAAUCACCCAGAUCAGUUCAGGGGUUUUGGAAUUUUAUGGAAGUCCAAUUUGGACCGACCGCACACAAGGCUCCUGGCCAGCAACAGUUCCAUGAGUUUAGGCUGUGUGGUUGGUCUAUUUCGAAAAGUCACAAAAACGAAAUAAUGCAUUAAUAGAACCCCCUGUCUCAUAGUAGCGAUUGUUCCCCUGGUUCAUGGGAAUCAAACUACUGAACAUCACUCUCCUGGCUGUUUGGGAAAAGGAAGCAGGCGUUCGUAUACUUUGACUAGUGUUCGGGAAGUCAAGUGUCAGAUUUUAGUUCUAGACAGUCGACGAUCAGGUCCCGCGGCCUCCUUUCAUGCGAACAAGAUGGCAGCGAUUUUCUCUUGCACGUGGCAUUCGGCUAUUUAACUCAUUCAGGACAGAGUCAAGAGUACACGUUCUGAUCAAAACAAAAUGUAAACAAAAACUGGCAUUUGCGCUAUGUCUCUUCAACCGUAAUUCACCUCUUUCAUAUUAAGUGCACCCACACUUAUUAUAAUAAUUUUGUUCAAGAGAAACAGGGCACUAAUUACUCAUGAACUAUUCAUAUAUGAAACAUAAAUUAUUAUGAAUAAAAUUAAAAACUGUGAGAAAUUAAGAUUUUUUUUUUUUAUUGAUUUUUUUUAAAUGUAGUACCCUCUGACAUUUUAGCUGUAAAUGUCAUAAUACUGUUAGCAUUUACUGUAUUAAAAUGCACAUCCAGUGGUGCCUCGGUUUACAAACGCCUCGGUUAACAUCAGUUUCGGUUUACAAAUGAAAACCCAUUGAAAAUAAUGCCUCGGUUUACACAUUUGUUUUGCAAUGCAAAGCAAGUUUCCCCAGGAUGCAUUGCGCCUGGGAGGUUUAUAGCGCCGCCUCCAUGCAUGCUGGAGUCUGUGGUUAGCACAUGGCGUCGAGUGUGGAGGUGGUGGAGCGGUUUCUGCAUCAAGUUUUGGAGCCAUUCUGGAAAUUGUUUGCAGUGGUUUUAGGACUUUUUGGAACUUUUUUGUUUCAUUUCUCAAGCGGUAGAAAGGUAGGGAGCUGAGUUUCGUCAUUUGCAUGCCUUUUACUGUGUGUUCUGCAUUGUGGGUUGGUUUCCAUGACCGCUCAUUUUUACUUUUUUCUGGCCUCCGGAACUGAUUAAAUGGUUUUUAAUGCAUCUCUAUGGUAAACCACGUUUCAGUUUACAAAUGUUUCGCAAUAAGAAAAGUCCAGAAGAACACAUUAAAUUUGUAAACCGAGGUACCACUGUAUUUGUAUUCAGCAUUGUCUCGCUGAAUUGUGGCUCAGAGGUAAGACAGCAGGAUUAGGACCGCAAAGUACCCAGGUUCAAUAAGCUGAAUUGUGGCUCAGAGGUAAAACGGCAGGAUUAGGACAGCAAAGUUCAAAUCCCCUGUUGGGCAUUUAUGGAGUGACUAUGUUUGUAUGGCACGGUGAGAACUGUGACAAAAUGCCACCUUAAUUGGUGAAAGACCGAAUAUAGGCUGAACACAUGUUGAAUGUCAGUGAUAGCGUGGCCCAGCAUGGUCUGAACAAACAUAUGGUUUUUAGAGGGACAAAGGUUUAAAAAUAUCAGGAAGAAUUACUUUACUGAGAGGGUAGUGGAUGCAUGGAAUAGCCUUCCAGCUGAAGUGGUAGAGGUUAACACAGUAAAGGAGUUUAAGCAUGCGUGGGGAUAGGCAUAAGGCUAUCCUAACUAUAGGAUAGGGCCAGGGACUAGUGAAAGUUUUUGGAGGAUUGGGCAGACUAGAUGGGCCGAAUGGUUCUUAUCUGCCGUCACAUUCUAUGUUUCUAUGUUACAACAGUACGCCCCAUUAACAGGUUUUAUGGUGUUUUGGAAAGUUACAGGGUAAAAUAUAGCACAUUUCAUUUCUCAGUUUCUUCACAUUGUAAUUUACCAGCUUAGUAAUGUUACCUUUGAGACCGUAUGGUAGCACAGGAAUGAGAAUUAUCCCCAUGAUGGCAUACCGUUUGCAAAAGUAUACAACCCAAGGUAUUGCAAGUGUGGUAUGUCCAGUCUUUUUUUAGUAGCCGCUUAGUCACAAACACUGUAAAUAUAAUAAAUAUAUAUCAUUUUUUAUUUUUUUGCGGUUGUUUGUAUUUUAUAUAUAGAAUGUCAUUCUGUGUGUAUUUUGUUACAUACAUAUGUAUUAACAAAAUACAGAAUGAAAUUACAAAAAUAUUUUAUUGUAAGUGUGUGUGUGUGUGUGUGUGUGUGUGUGUGUGUGUAUAUAUAUAUAUAUAUAUAUAUAUAUAUAUAUAUAUAUAUAUAUAUAUAUAUAAUCUAUCCAUUCUAAGUGUAUUUUAAUACUUAUAUAUGUACUUAUAAUAAAACAUACGUAUGAUAUAUAAAAUGUGUGUGUGUGUGUGUAUAUAUAAUAUAUAUAUAUAUAUAUGUGUGUGUGUGUACAUUUAAUUUAUUUUAAACAUGUUUAAUUAUAUAUUUUUUACACUACCCACAACCCAGACAGUCCCCCUGCUGGCAGAUCCACAGCCAGCUAUAGGGGCCCUGUGGUUGCUCUUUGAGAGCAAUCACAUAGCCCCCGGGGCCUGAUUUGCUCGGAGAGGGCUGCCUGGGCUGUCAGACAGUCCUCCCGAAGCAGCUCGCAGUGGAGGUAAGUACCGCAGAGCUUCUGGGGGCUUAAGCAGUUAUGGUGUUCUGUGCAACAGCUUUAAAGCCCAUUAUAAUGGGGAUGUCAUAGAACGCAGUAACGACGUUAAGGGGUUAAAGAUCUGGUGUUUUCUGUAAGCCCGCCACAACAAUCAAUGUACUUAUUUUUGUGUGUGUUCUUGGCUGGUUCUAUUCCAUCUUAAAGGGACACUAUAGUCACCUGAACAACUUCAGCUUAAUGAGAUUGUUCAGGUGAGAACUAUAGCUCCCUACAGCCUUUCUCAUGUAAACACUGUGCACAGCAUCCUGUGAUUCAAUAUCUCCUCCCUCUGCAUGCAGACCCUGAACUUUCCUCAUAGAGAUUCAUUGAUUCAAUUCAUCUCUAUGAGGAGAUGCUGAUUGGCCAGGGCUGUUUUUGAAUCAUGCUGACUCUGCCCCUGAUCUGCCUCUUUGUCAGUCUCAGCCAAUCCUAUGGGGAAGCACUGUGAUUGGAUCAGGCUACCACAUGUCAGCAUACUGCUUGUUUUUCUGAGUCUAACAGCAUGCAGAUUUACAGCUUCAGGCUUGAAUACAGUAAGAUUUUUUACUAUAUUCAUGGGGGCAUGAGGGGCACAGGGGGGCUAGAUGGUGUUAACACUAUAGGGUCAGGAAUACAUGUUUGUGUUCCUGACCCUGUAGUGAUCCUUUAACCUAAAUGAUUGCUGUUGUGAGAUUAAUUUGCUUACAUAGGGCAUUUAUCUCACUGGGGUUCCCUGCAGUGCCAGAUUUAAAAGGACACUCCAGACACCAAAACAAUCUUAUCUUAAAAGACACUUUUGUGUACUAUAACAACUAUCAACAUGAAGUUGUUAUAGUGCCAGUAGGUGCCUACUUUUGACUUACCUUAAAUCGUUCAUGGUUGGUUUAACCCCAAAAUCUGUUUUCCUGCACCGGAUCGCUAUACCCUGUCCUCCUUCAGCUUUCUGAAAUCCUAGAUAACAGAAAGCUCGGAUGGGGGUGCUGCUACUUGGUUUGUAGUGUUAACCUCAUGCCAUAGCUUUAUUUUAUUUUUUUUAUUAAUGGGGAGCUACUGAUUGGCUUAGAGCACCAAGUGACUGCUCUAAACUACAUAGUGGCGCCGCAUUGCGAGCCUUCUGUUAUCUAGAAUUUCUGAAAGCAGCUUAUAGUGUGGUGAUUUCCGAUUGAAGCCUUGGACCAUUAGAAGUUGCUAGGCAGAGCAGAUGGAUCCAAUCUUUGCAAUUUCGGAGUUAAAAUGUUCAAAAAUAUAAACUCUUUAGGUAAGACAUUACCAGUAACUGCCGUCAUUAUACCCUGAUUGAGGUUGAGUUGUUAUGGUGCCCAGUGUGGUCCUUUUAAGUUGGUAAUUAAUGUUUAUUAUCUUGUAUAAUGUAGCAAAUCACGCUUAUAAUUAUCUUUUAUUUUACAGGGUACAAGUGCAGAGCAGGAUAAUCGAUUCAGCAACAAACAAAAGAAACUUUUGAAGCAGCUUAAAUUUGCAGAAUGCCUGGAAAAGAAGGUAUACAUUGGCAUGAGUCUAACUGUGUCAACUUUAUUGCUGAAUGUUUUCAUAGUAGAAAAGAACAGAAUAUGAGCAAGCAGUGAUAUUUACGUUUUUGUGUCGUCCUAUAGCAAUGUGAGCAAUUUUUUUUGUUUUUUUCAUUAGAUCCUUAAGUAAGGGGAUGCUUCAGUACUAGGAGGCAACAGUGGAAAUAGAUGCAAAAUUAAUUUUGUAUUUUUAUAACUCUUAAAGCUGUAUCUUACAAGCUAGACUUUAGCAAUUCUUAAUAAAAGUAUAUACUUGUAGCAGUCAGCAGAAACGUUAUAGAUUUACGGAGUUAUAUUUUCUAUUUCUUACAAGUGAUUUUUUACAAAUAUAUCUUUAGCUUAUUUUUCUUUUCAUCCUUUAUCACAACUCCUUCCUGAUUAAACAAUUUGAAUGAGCUUGAAAGGUCUCAUAGAAGAUUAGUGUUAUUUUAAUAAAGAUAGAUAUAUGAAUGCGUGACUCAGUCUCAAGUCCUACAUGACUGCAGUUAAGGAGCUUGUAAAUAUAUGUGACACAAAAUAACAAAUAAUGGUGCAGACCUUUUGGGUCAAAAACUAGUACUCACAGCAGUAGUAUAUGAGGUAGCAUUCACAUGUUAUGGAGCGUAAACUAGCUUGAAGUAAAAUUGCUUGCAUUGGUACAAUUCCCACUAAUGGAUAUGUAACUUUUUAGGUGAAUAUCUCGAUGUGCAGGUAGAUAUGUAAAAGAAAAAUAAAAUAUCCAUUAGUGCUCACUGUAAACAUAGAUAUGUGAUGCAGUACAAAAAUUUAUUAUACUCUCAUUUGAUAGAGCGUUAAGUCGCACAAAUAUUUGCGCGUAGGUGGUAUAAUCACCACUGGGGAUAUGCUGGUAAAUAGUUGUCCAGAUCUGAAGUUAGGUGUGCCAGGAACAAAUAAAAUUGUAGAAUUGCAUACAAAGUGUAAUAAAUGGUCUCUCACAACAAAGUGAGUUAAAAACAAAUAUACUUUAAUACUUAAAUGAAAUAAACAUAACUGCUACACUAUUACAUAACGCGUUCCACAUAUAAAGGCUUUUUCAAACAGAUUGAUCUUGCACAUAGGGGUAUAUAUGUUAAUGGCAAUUAAAAUGGCUAUUUUGGCACCAAAAUGACAUCCUUUGACCUCAUGAGGUCACGUGUUAUUUACAAUAUUUGAUUAUGAAAUUCAUUCUUAAUAUAAGUGCUGUCUAUUUUUAGGGUUUAUGGGAUUACCUUAUACCCAGGGUUUGCCUAAGUCUAGUCAGUUGUUUCCUUAGCGCUUAUCCAUUUUGUUUUCCAUUGACAAUAUAUUGGUUUGGCCGAUUUAAAGGGGAUUUUUGGCAAAUAUCAGUUGAAAUUAUACCUGUAUUGCAGAUACUGUGGAGGGGCUGUCCGCCCCGGGUGCCACUCGUAUUGUAAAGGGGGCCGCUGGGACCCAGCACUCUCUUAUCGUCUGUUUCUAACAGCUUCUCUCUCCAACUUUCAUGAGUUCCUGGCUGGCAAUGCUCCGCGCUGCAUACAAGGCUCACUAGUUGGAGAGAGGACCUGUUGGAAUCAGAAGAUGGGGAGUGCUGGGUCCCAUCCGCCACCUCUACAAUGUGAAAUUCCCUGGCAGUCUGCAAAAAGGCAAUGGACCACCAGGGAGUGUAAUGUCUUCCUCCCUGGCCACAUUAAAUGGAGGGGUGAAGAAUAUUGGUACCAGUUAUCUGCUAAAACACCACCGAUAAUUCCCAAAGAAAAAGAUGCAUCAUUAAAUACAUGCAGUGCAUUAUAUGGGUAUAUCUACUAAACAAUGGUUUUUAUUUUCUUUGUAUUUAGGCAGUGGAGUGUCCCUUUAACUUAAAUGUCUAGUAGUGAGAAAUUCUAAGCUGUAUGAAUGUGAUCUACUACGCUAAAAUAAAUUACUAAAUUAAAAUAUUCCUGUUUUUAUUUUGAAAUAGGUGGACAUGAGCAAAGUAAAUCUGGAAGUAAUCAAGCCUUGGAUUACAAAAAGAGUUACAGAAAUAUUAGGAUUUGAAGAUGAUGUGGUGAUUGACUUUGUCUUCAACCAGUUGGAAGUUAAGGUAAUCCAUGUUGUAGAAGGUUUCCGCCAAAAUAAUUUCUUCUUUUCUGCCUGUUAUGCAAGGCUUUUGUAUUAGCAUGUGUACUGUGUCAGAAUUCACAUUAUAAAUCAAAUUUAAAAAGGUGGGUUUAAUUUUAGCGGAAGGUACUUGGAUAUUCAGUCUACAUUUGAGGUAGCCUUUAUUGUUUUGAUGUUGCUGUGUGACAUUCUGAGUUAGAUGGCAGUUUUCUAAUGAUAAUGUGAUUUAUGAUUUAAAAGGCCUGAACCAAAAUGGAAGUUAUUCCUUGCGUGUGAAGUGUAGCACCAUCAACUAAUUAGGGCACAGCAGAGUGAGUGUCCAAUGUCGCUCUGACCCAACUCUCUUGAUGAUGCAGUGUGUGUUUUGGAGGUGAGUUGUGUUAUGGUGGCCAAACAAAAUCAAAAGCACAAUAAAACUGACCUAUAGUUAACUUAAGCCAAACGUUUCACUUCAGUUUGAAAACCUUCAAUAUGCUUAUUGCAUAGUGGCUACAAAACUGAUGGUUGCAGUGACUGGUCACAUUUAUGAUGGUGUGAUAACAAAUGUAGGUGGGAAAUUAUAUUUUGUGCAUUAAAGGGAACCUAUCAUUGAAAAUGUGUGUAUUUGUUACAGGCAAAAUUCACCCACUUUAUUGCAUAUGUGGCUCUUUCAUGCCGUGCUUGAAACCUCAACAAUACUUUGCCUAGCUGUUAUGUAGGUUGAUUUAGAUAUUAAAACAAAGCCUUUAAGAAUGAAGAUACAUCUGCAUUUUUUUUUUUUUAAAUAUCCAAUAUUAAGAGUUGUUAAAAUUUGCUGAGCCGUGAGUACCCACAUAUCAUACUCCAGGCCAUUUUAUUACUUUACAUGCAAAAAGAAGCAAUUUGGUUUGUGUUGAACUCCUUAAUCAUUCUUGAGCAAUUUGAAAUAUAAUUUCGUGGACAUAAGUACUGUGAUUUUGGUUAGUUUAUGAAAGCCGUAGAAGUCAAAAAUAUUCUAUUUAUAUGAGACCGAUUGAAAUGGGAUUUUUCAAUUUUGCGUUUGGUUUCCACAGCUUGCUCAAAAACAUUUGGUAUGCAGCUAAAACAGUGUCUCUUAAAGGGACACUCUAGUCAUUAAAACAACUUUAGCUUAAUGAAGCAGUUUUGGUUAAGGAUGCACCAAAAUUUUCGGCUGAAAACCGGUCAAAUUUGCCAACAUUUUUAUUUAUUUUUUUUGUAGUGCAUAGUUUAACAGACAUGCUUGCAUUAAAGAGACACUAUAGUCACCAGAAAAACUACAGCUUAUUGCUUUUUGCUGGAAACACCCUUUUCAGAGAAAAUGCAGUGUUUACAUUACAGCCUAGUGAUAACUUCACUGGCCACUCCUUAGAUGGCUGUUAGAGAUACUUCCUGGGUCAUGGCUGCCUAUAAUGCAUCCAAACAUUGUCUCCUCCCUCUGCAUGCAGACACUGAACUUUCCUCAUAGAUGUAAAUUAAUUCAGUUCAUCUCUACGAGAUGCUGAUUGGCCAGGGCUGUGUUUGAAUUGUGCUGGCUCUGCCACUGAUCUACCUCUUUGUCAGUCUCAGCCAAUCCUAUGGGGAAGCAUUGUGAUUGAAUCAGGCUACCACUUUUGCUGAUGUCAUCAGGCAGUGGGCAGGUCUAAAGGAAACAGGUACAAAGCAAACAGCUCCAGACUUGAAUACAAGUAAGGUUUUACUAUAUUUAGGGAGGCAUGAGGGGCCUGGGGAGCUAAGAUGGUGGGUUUUAACCCUAUAGGGUAAGGAAUACGUUUGUGUUCCUGACCCUAUAGUGCACCUUUAACAAUUCAGAUGAUUUAUAUAUCACAAUGAAAAAUAGUAAUGAUAACAUGAAAGUCAAGAAUAUUAAACUUGGGACAGCGGAGGAGAAAAGAACACUAUGCGACAAGGGAGGGGGGGGGAGAGAGGAACAUUAAGCGGGGGGGAGGGUGACACUAAAAGAGAAGGGACGUUUUUCAUAUUAGAUUAAUUCAAUUAAUUAAGUCUAAUAUUAAUAAAGUUACAAAAACAAUUAAAAAAAAAAAUUAAUUUGGGGACAAGUCUUUUUCGGCCAAGGGCAUCCUGAAUUUUCGAUUUCGGACCAGCAUUUUCAUUUCGGUGCAUCCCUAGUUUUGGUGUGUAGAUCAUGCCGCUGCUGUCUCAGUGCUCAAUUCUCUGCCAUUUAGGAGUUAAAUCACUUUGUUUAUGCAGCCCUAGUCACAACUCCCUGCAUGUGACCUACACAGCCUACCAACACUUCCUGCAAAGAGUCAUCUAAUGUUUACCCUUCCUGUAUUGAAAAUACUGUUUAAUUUAGAAUUUAUCUCCUCUGUUAAUAGCUUUCUAGACCCUGCAGGAGCCUCUUGUAUGUAAUGAAAGUUCAGUUUACAGAGCAGGAAAUAAACGUUUAACCCCUUCAGGGCGGAGUCAAUAGUACAUGUUCUGAUCAAAACAAAACGUAAACAAAAAUUGAAAUUUGCGCUAUGUCUGUUCAACCGUAAUUCACCUCUUUCAUAUUAAAUGCACCCACACUUAUUAUAUAUCAUUUUGUUCAGGAGAAACAGGGCUUUCAUUUUAAAUCAAAUAUUUAUAUAUGAAACAUAACUUAUUAUGAAUAAAAUUAAAAAAACUGAGUCUAAAUUUAAAAAAAAAAUUGUAGUUCCGCCUCACAUUUUAGCUGUGAAUGUCAUACUGUUAGGUUUUACUGCAAAAUAAUGCACAUAUUUGUAAUCGGCGAUGUCUCACGAGUACAACAGUACCCUCCAUUAACAGGUUUUAUGGUGUUUUGGAAAGUUACAGGGUCAAAUAUAGAACGUUCCAUUUUCAAAUUGAAAUUUGCCAGAUUAGUAAUGUUACCUUUGAGACGGUGUGGUAGCCCAGGAAUGAGAAUUACCCCCAUAAUGGCAUACCAUUUGAAAAAGUAGACAGCCCCAGGUAUUGAACGUGGGGUAUGUUUAGUCUUUUUUAGUAGCCACUUAGUCACAAACACUGGCCAAAGUUAGCCUUCAUAUUUGUUUUUGUGUGAAAAAAGCAAAAAACUAAUAUUUGGCCAGUGUUUGUGACUAAGUGGCUACUAAAAAUGACUGGACAUACCCUAUUUGCAAUACCUUGGGUUGUCUACUUUUGCAAAUGGUAUGCCAUCAUGGGGGUAAUUCUCAUUCCUGGGCUACCAUACGCUCUCAAAGGCAACAUAACCAAUCUGGCAAAUUUCAAUGUCCAAAAAAUGAAAUGCAAGCCUUAUAUGUGACUCUCUAACUUUCCAAAACACCAUAAAACCUGUACAUGGGGGAUACUGUUAUUCUCGGGAGACUUCACUAAACACAAAUAUUAGUGUUUUAAAACAGUAAAACAUAUUACAACAAUAAUAUAGUCCAUAAAAGUGCCGUUUGUUUGUAAAAAAAAAAAUAAAUGCAAAAAACGUCACUUUUACUUAAAAUAUCAUAGUUGUAAUACAAUUUACCAGUUUUAAACACUAAUAUUUGAGUUCAGCGAAGUCUCCCGAGUAAAACAGUACCCCCUAUGUACAGGUUUUAUGGUGUCUUGGAGAGUUACAGGGUCAAAUAUAGUGCUUGCGAAUUAUAUUCUCUGCACUUUCUCCCUGUGUUGUCAGGCAUGUCAAUCAAAUUUUAAUUAAUCAAAUCACAUAAUUAUGUUAAAAGAUUACUUAAAUAUACACGUAGAAUUUUAAUAUAUGCAUUUAUAGGUAUUUAAAUUCUACGUGUAUGCUAAUAUAAUCUUUUAUGUAAUUUUAUAUAUAUUUGCGGUUAUUUGUAUUUUAUAUAUAGAAUGUCAUUCUAAGUGUAUUUUGUUACUAUAUAUAUAUAUAUAUAUAUAUAUAUAUAUAUAUAUAUAUAUAUAUAUAUAUAUAUAUAUAUAUAUAUAUAUAUAUAUAUAUUAACAAAAUACAGUUAGAAUGAAAUUACAUAUGAAUAUAUAAUUUAUAUUAAAUUUUGUUUCAAUAUUUAUUUUAUUUAUUGUAAUUAUAUAUGUGUAUGUGUGUAUAUAUUAUAUAAUAUAACGUCAUUCUAAGUGUAUUUUAAUAAUAUAUGUUAUUAGUAUUAAAAUACACUCUGUAUGACGUUACAUAUAUAUAUAAUACUUUUAACUUCUUUUUAAACGUUUAAAUUGUUUUUUUUUAUUUUUUGUUUUUUUUACACUACCUACUAGCAGGGGGACUGUCUGAUAUUUCAGACAGUCCCCCUGCUGGCAGGUCCACAGCCAGCUAUAGGGGGCCUCACUUGCCGGGGGAGGGUUGCCUGGGCUGUCAGGCAGUCCUCCAGAAGAGGAUCGCGGCGGAGGUGAGUACCGCCCGUUGCGGCGUUCUAUGCCGCCGCAACGGCUUUAACCCAUUAAGGACCAAACUUCUGGAAUAAAAGGAAAUCAUGACUUGUCACACAUGUCAUGUGUCCUUAAGGGUUUAAAGCCGCGACGACACGGAACGGCGUUAAGGGGUUAAAGUAAGUUACAUCUGAUUGAAAGUGAAACCAUUUAUUUUCAUGCAGACUGAGUCAGUCAGUGGAGGUGUGACUACGCCUGCAUAAACAGAAACAAAGUGAUUUAACUCCUAAAUGGUGGCGAACUGAGCAGUGAGACUUCAGGGACAUGAUAUAUACACCAAAACUGCUUCAUUAAGCAAAAGUUGUUUUUGAUGACUAGUGUCCCUUUAAAUUUGAGAAGAUGGACUAUGGGCACAGCAAAUUUCUAGGAGUAGCACAGCAAUAACUCCGCACUGUCUAGUGUGUAAAAUGAGCCAAAUGUAAAAAUAGAUUUCAAUGUCUGAUCAUUGCAUUUUGCCUGUUACAUAUGCAUGCACAUAUGAACUUUUUUUUUUUUCUUUUUUUCGGCACAAGUGUAACACUUUAUGUUUUGGCUUUUUCCAAUAUAAAUAUUUUACGUGGUUGGUUUAGUUGUCAACAUGUUAGAUUGCGAUGCCUGAAGUGCCAGCUUACUUAGUGUUGAAUCAUUUUUGCAUGGAGGUGUGACUAAGGAGGGAGUGACCUUGGCCAUCCUGGAGACUGGUUACAUAUGUCCCUGUAGCCAAUUGCUGCUUGAGCUAAUGUGGAGGCAUCAGAGUAGCAGCAAAGGGUCAUUGCGAGGAGACUCCAUGCACAUAAUCACUAAAUGAGAGAUUAUGCUCUCACUUCAGUAAUCUUAUGCUGUUAAAAACAUUUAUUGGCAUGUCACUUUUCUGGCUCUUUAAACAGUUCUCUAAUGUUAUGGGCAUACAUCAACCCCUGGUUUUAGGGAUUUUCUCAACAAUGGAUGUGUCAUUUUAGCUAGAAAGUUUUUCCUGGGGAAAAUGGCAUAAUGGAGAAAUUUUGUUGAAAGUUGAUGUUUAACUGAAACUGGGCAUUUCCAAACAGAUUUCCAAAGCAGAGUUGCAAACUGCCAAAAAGUAUUGCACUGUUUAUCACCUAUAACGGUAAUGAAGAUAAUGAUCACCUAGUGAUACUGCUUUAUAAUCAUACAUAACUCUGACAUGCUCUUCGAUGGUUGGUAAAAUUCUAACAUAACUAUAAAAGCGUAUUCAUUCUUUAAAUUUCUAUUUUGAAAUCAAAAUAAAGGUUAAAACCAGACUACUUUAGUCAGAAAGUAAAUGGCAUAUAUUGGGUGUUGUGCAAUUUUAUUUAUGGACUAUCUCCAAUAGCAAAUUGUAGUGAUUUAUUUAGUUUUGUAUAUUAAAAACAAACAGGUUUGUUCACUAAACUCCUAGCUGUAAUGUUAUUUUUUUGUUUUUUGUGCCAUUUGUAUUUGUUUGUUACAAUUUGUGAAUAACUUUCUCUUCUGUAGCAGACGAUACUGACUGUUGCUAGUAGAUGCUGCCAGCCCCUGUCUCUAACUUGACUAAAAGUGAGGCCGCGCUGAGUGUAAAACAUGUCAGUUUUACUCUACUCUGACUGCUUCUCUUAACCCCUUAAGGACACAUGACGUGUGUCAUAAUUCCCUUUUAUUCCAGAAGCUUGGUCCUUAAGGGGUUAAAGUGCAUCUUUCACUAAAAAUUACUUCAUGUAAUCUACUUAAUACCUGCCUGUCUGAAUCUUUAGUUUUGUUUAUCUCCCGAGUACUCAUUUUCAUAACAUACAUAAGAAAAAGUACCGACUACUUUUCCUUAUGAGUGGUAGUCAAGGUACAAAACUUGACAAUGGCAGAGCUUAAAGCAGGGUUGUGUUUCAGUUGCCAGUCAAUAAAAUCAAUCCCACAGAAGGGCAAAUGGCAGACAUUAUAGUCAGAGAAAUCAAAAUGUACCAGAUACGUUGAUCUAUCACAUGAAAGAAAAGUUAAUGUAAAGGUGAGUAUAAGUAUUAUGGCGAUUCUAUAGUGUUAGGAAUACAAAUCUGUAUUCCUAACACUAUAUAGUGCCUUCUGGUCCCCCCACUGUGGCGCACAGGUUUUAUUUUUUUUUUUUUUUUGGUUUUUUUUUUUUUUAAAGCAAAAAAAAUCUUUAUUUACUCACCCGGUUCCGAUGUCCCUUGGUGCUCUGCCUCCUCCGGUGUUGUGGGGGUUUUGCCUGGUGAGCGCCUUAGGCCCCCUAUAGGAAAGCAUUGAAUAAGUGCUUCCCUAUGGGGAUUUUACGAACGCUGGAUGUCCUCAUGCAGAGCGUGAAGACAUCCAGCGUCAUUUAGGCAACCUAGAGUCCGGUAAAAUCCCAGAAGUACCUGUUGUGGCUGCCUGAUAAGAAACGGUGCAUAAGGAAACCCAUAUGAUGUAAAAAAGACAGGGCCACUUUAAGCAAACAUUUAAACUCCAAGUUUAAUAAUGUAGUAUUACAUUGCUCCAAAUCUUGUUAAAUUUAAAAUUCCUUAUUUGUUUGUAAAUGUACCAUUUAGUCGACAAAGGUUUCACCAUAAAAUGGAUGUUACGUUAUUGAGAUCUAACUUUUAUUAUACUCUGAUUUUGAGGAAAAAUGAUCAUGAGAGGCAGAGAGUAUCACUUGGAUUAAGCAGAUUAAGGUCUGCUAGAUUUCCAGACAAGUAUUCUGUCCUGUCUUACAGGAACUGGUUAAUGGCAGGAACACCUUUUUUCAUGAUAGAUUCCCUUUAAUGUUUUAUUUAUUUAUUUUUAGUGGGGAAAUGUUCUGCCUCUGGCAGCUCAUGAAAGAUCUGAUAUUUUACUUGCCAUUCUAAUCCUUGGAGUGUUUUUGUCUCAACAGAAUAGUACAUUGUUCAACUGGUCAAGUUAUUGAAAUGAAUGCAGCUUUCAAUUGCUUCCACCUCUUCUGGGGUUUUAAACUUUGUGUAAUCUGUCAGUUAUUUUACUUUUUAAUGGUGUCUUGUGCACUAGCGCCCAAUCUGUUUGUUUUAGCUUGACUGGCCACUAACAAAGCAGAUGGACCAGUUGGAUACAGUGGAAUAAUAGAAUCAACUUAAACACUGACUUGGUUUAUAUCUCAUUAGAGUUCCUCGAACCCGUACAUUUAUUUUGAAUGCGAAGCAUGAGAUUAAAGCUUUAGAAAUUUUGAUAAAUUUUAUUUGUGGCUAUGUACUCAUUAUUGCUUGUUCGUUUUUUGCAAUUUAGAUAAAUGAUAUAACAUUAAACUCAAGGUGGUUGAGUUGCUGUAGGCAGUCGGAAGCAAGCCAAGCGAACAUCUUUCUCUCCAGGGGGACUUGGACAAACCCCAACCUCCCCCAAGGUUCCGAGAAGAGACUGAAGACUGCUGGAAUCUGUACUUUGUGCUGUUGCGCUCUGCUUUUCACGUGGACCUAUAUUGCUUGACUGUGCUGAAAUAUUUUUUAACUAAAAACUGCUCCAUUACGUUGCACUCAACCUUUUAACCCUUUGUGGACUAGAUAUAUUUUCCACAUGUUACCCUCAUAGUGAUAUCAGUAUAUUUUGUAUAUUGCAGGGGCAUGCAUGAAAAGUAUAAUCUAAAAGUAUAUUGAAAAUACUUAAAGUGGUUUUUAUUUUACAGAACUUAAUGGUACAGUUCACAUUUUCUUUUGUAAUUCAUGAAUGCGUAGUGUAGGAUCUUCAAAGUUCUAGAGAAAUAUCAUCAACUGCACAGACAAAUCUAAUUUUGGAAACAUCCACAAAGGAUUAACAGGCCGUUUUGGUUAAGGAGAGCGAUUUGGUCUUUGGCAAAACGUAAGCCAGCAAAAUCCUAGGGAAAGUAAAUAUUUUACUCGUGUUUAAAUUAGUAUCGUUAUAAUUGUGUAGAUGUUUAUUAAAAUAGUGUUUCCUGACUCACCUGUAAUUUAUUUUUAUUUUUUUCAGAAUCCAGACUCCAAAAUGAUGCAGAUCAACCUGACAGGUUUCCUAAAUGGUAAAAAUGCAAGGGAAUUCAUGGGAGAGCUAUGGCCAUUGCUGUUGAGUGCCCAAGAGAAUGUUGCUGGAAUUCCAUCUGCAUUCCUGGAGUUAAAGAAAGAAGAAAUAAAACAAAGACAGGUAUGGUUAAAGUUUACACUUAGGAAUACCCACUUGGUGAAUAUUCAUGAGCAAAUAUUACAUUUAUAAAGAAUUUAAAUACUUUUCUUUUAAACCUAUUUACAGCAAACAUACAACUUAUUAGCAUUAGAUUAUCACAGUCCUGUACUAUUUUAUUACAGAAAAAAAAGCCUUAUUUAAAAUGUCAUGUCUUUUGUAUAUUACGUUUUUAGUAUUUUGAGCAAAAAUAGUCUAUCUGCAAUCUCAGAGUAAGUGUAAGGAAUAAUUAGGUAAUACUUCUGAUGUGCUGGACGACCAUUCUCCCCAUGCUUUCUUUUAGUGCUAUCACCUUUUAUAUUAUCAUACCUGAUACACUUUAUGCGUAUCCCAUCAGGCCUUAUCAACUUAUUUGUCUUUACUUUAGACAGCUGAAAUAGAACCUCUUUUUUUUUUUUUUAAAUUAGAAUGUAUCUCCUGCUCUUUUAAUAGCUUGCAGAAGCCUCGUGUAUGUAAUGAAAUUUCGAUUUACAGAACAGGAAAUGUAAAAAAAAAUUUUUUUUUUACAUAUGAUUGAAAAUCGUUUUGUUUGCAUGCAGGCUGUGUCAGUCACAGCCAGAGGAGGUGUAGCUAGGGCUUCAUAACCAGAAACAAGUGAUUUAAAGGACCACUCUAGGCACACAGACCACUUCAGCUUAAUGAAGUGGUCUGGGUGCCUGGUCCAGCUAGGGUUAACCCAUUUUUUUUAUAAACAUAGCAGUUUCAUAGAGACUGCUAUGUUUAUAAAUAGGUUAAUCCAGCCUCUAGUGACUCUCAUUGACAGCCGCUAGAGGCGUUUGCGUGCUUCUCACUGUGAAAAUCAUUGAGAAGACGCCAGCGUCCAUAGGAAAGCAUUAUGAAUGCUUUCCUAUGAGACUGGCUGCGCGCGCAGCUCCUGCCGCGCAUGCGCAUUCAGGUGUAGAGGAGGAGGAGAGCUCCCCGCCCGGCGCUGGAGAAAGGUAAGAUUUUAACCGCUUCCUCUCCCCAGAGCCUGGCGAGAGGGGGUCCCUGAGGGUGGGGGCACCCUCAGGGCACUAUAGUUCAAGGAAAACAAGUGUUUUCUUGGCACUAUAGUGGUCCUUUAAGUCCUAUAGAGCAGUAAAACUAUAGUUGUUUUGGUGACUAUAGUGUGUGUGUGUGUGUGUAUAUAUAUGUAUGUAUAUAUAUAUAUAUAUAUAUAUAUAUAUAUAUAUUUAUUUAUUUAUUUUUUUAUCUACUCAAUACUUUUACCUUUGUCACUAUUUUAAAACUCCCCAGUUACACACCUCACUUGUGUAGUUCUGAGAAUUUAUAGUCGCUCAAUAAAGAAAUAGCAUAUAUUUAUAUGUAUAGAAAAAUAUAUAUAAUCAUAAAUAUAUAUAAUCAUAAAAAUGAAUUGGUAAAAUUUGUUUCCCUCCACACCAACCUUAGUGUAUAAAAAUAAGUUUUGUGUUUUUUUUCCUUUAGAUUGAGCAAGAAAAAUUGGCAUCACUGAAAAAGCAAGAUGAUGAUAAAGAUAAAAGGGAGAAAGAUGACAGAGACCGAAAGGAUCGAUCUCGGAGUCCACGAAGGUAUUUUUCAUUUGUGUUUUUGUAUGGAAAUUCACCUCUGUUUGGCUUGUACAUCUAAAUCUCAUCCUUAAGUACUAGGUGCUCUUUCUGGAUUUAUUUUUUUAUUUUUUUACGGUUUAGAUGGUUUUAUUUAAAUUCCUUGAAGGCUUGUUGAAGGAAUUCAAAAGCCCCCAUAAUAUUUAAAUUUGGGCAUUAAAUUAGGACCACCCCCACCAGGAUGGCAGGUGCUCUGCCAUCCUGGCGGGGCUGGUCCUAAGCGCCACAUGGGUGCAUAGAAUAUCCCUUCUGUCUAGGGAACUAACCAGAUCCCCACUGCACCCAUGUCGACUGUCGCGUUCCUGGGAACUGCCUGAAAGCCGAGGCAUUCCCCUUCUGCCCUCGUGAGGUCCUUUCGAUCACAUGGCUUGAAUAGCCAGCUUGUGCAGUGCCUGGCCUCCCAGGCUAUCCUUCUAUUGCAUGCACAAAAGUUUUUAAAAGUUUAUAAAGUAAAUAAAAAAAACUUAGUGUGUGUAUAUAUAUUCAAAGGACUUUUAUAUACACACAUACACCAUUACUGAAAGUGUAUAUUAUAUUUAUAUAUAUAUAUAUAUAUAUAUAUAUAUAUAUAUAUAUAUUAUAUUUAAAAUACACUUUCAAUGACCUUAAUUUGCGAGAUUGGAUAUGUUGCGUUGAGACCGCAUGGUAGCCCAGGAAUGAGAAUUACUCAUGAUGGCAUACCAUUUGCUAAAGUAGACCACCCAAGUUAUCGCAAAUGGGGUACAUCUAGUAUUUUUUUAGUAACCACUUGGUCACAAACACUGGCCAAAGUUAACGUUCAAAUUUGUUUUGUUUUUUUUGUGGGUUUUUUUUUUUUUUGCGUUUUUCACACACACAAACAAAAAUGAACGCCAACUUUGGCCAGUGUUUGAGACCAAGUGGUUACUAAAUCAGACUGGACAUACCCCAUUUGUAAUACAUUGGGUUGCCUACUUUUGCAAAUGGUAUGCCAUCAUGGGGGUAAUUCUCAUUCCUGGGCUUACCAUACGGUCUCGAAUGCAACAUAACCAGUCUGUAAAAUUUCAAUGUAAAAAAAAAAUGAAAAAUGUUAUUGGAUAUGCAAUAUUUGACCCUGUACAUGGGGUGUAAUUUAACACACAUUCAAGGUUGUUUUUAUUUUUUGGUCUGGACUUGUACAUUUGCCUUAGUAAUGCUUUCCUAUGGGAAAGUCCAUUGCCGCGCAUGCGCAUUAGGAGCAUGGGCAGAGAUGGAACCAGAUAAGUGACAAAAGGGAUUAUCCCCCUUCUGCAUCACGGGGGGUGGGUGGGUGAGGGAGCUUGACAGAGUGGGAAGCUAUGGUUCCAGGAAAGUGUUUUUUUUGUUUUGUUUUUUUCUGGCACUAUAAUUCCCCUUUAAGGGGUUAAUUAGGGGUUAAUUAUGAAAAACACAUCCACAUUUUUUGUAAAAUGCUCUUCCACGUCCUAUUUUAUUUUCAUCAUAGGCGCAAGUCGAGAUCUUCAUCGCCUCGCAGAAGGUCGCCAGUUAGAAGAGAGCGGAAGAGAAGCCCUUCUCAUUCACCCUGUCCUGAGACAAAAAGUCGAAGUCCUUCUCCUGUUAUUGUGGCUAAACAACCAGACGUGCCAGAACCAGAAUCAUCUAUUAUAGUGAAGGAACCUUCUGUGCAGGAGGCAACUUCAACAAGGUGAACAAUCUUUUUAAAAAAAAUUCUUUAUUUGUAGGUUUUCGCCUUAGAUCAGGAGGGAGGGGAGUGGGGUACAGAAAAUAAAAAAAGGGGGGUGGGGGGGGUGGGUGUGGUUCAAGUCAUAACAUUACUUUUAAGGUAAAUGUCGGUACCAACGCAGGGUACUGUUGCACAUUGGAGGUAGCGUACAUUCGUAUCAACAUUGUAGCUUCAUUGAACACUUGUUUAAUUUCCCUGUUAUUUUUGCAUUCUUAAGUGAUGGGUUUUGUCACUCUUCGAAUCUUUGUGUGUCCUGUCUUGCUAUGUGUAGGUGUGGAAUUGUCCGAGUCGAGGUGCGGGUCAGGGUGAGGGUUGUGGAAUAGGGCGGUGUGGGCAUGGGGGGGUAGGUGUCGCGGUCCGCGAGCCAUACCGUGCGCGGACCCCUCUCAGGGGUCAUAGGAUGGUGUUUGGGUCGAUGUAGUCAGGUGAGGUUUGUACUUGUUUGAAGGUGUGUGGUGUCAUCCAGGUGAACAAACUUUAAAGCUCAAAUCCAAAUAAUGCUCACUAGUGUGGUUGCUAAAUGGUAAAUUUGGUUACCAAAGCAGGACAUAUAAACAAUAUGUAAACAAGCACCAUGGUGAUCAACUAUCAAAAUAAUCUUUAUUAGUGCUAAAUAUCUACAAAGAUAGUUUGUUUAAAAACAGAAUGGUUCAUACAGUAAACAUUUAAAUACUAAUCUAUAUUAUAAACAUGAAUGGAGACAACAGCACAAACAUUUUGGCAUUAUGCCAUUCUUAAUGAACUACCUUUGUAGAUGGAGUGUGGAUAUUUAGAACCAAUAAACCAAGAAAGUUAUGGUGGGGAAACAAGUGAUUGAAAACCCCUUCCAUCUGAAAUCAGUGGAUAGUCUAUACAUUGUUAAACACAAAUCUGCACACACUAGUCAAGCUUUUCCCCUCAAGAUCUCAAAUUAGUUUUUUUUUUUAGAUUUGUUUUAAGUUGAAAGUGGCAUAUAGAACUUUUCCAAUAUAUGUAAAUAGAAACGUAUUUGAGCAUAAGAGAAACAAGUGGGUACAAUAGAUGAAGCCGUGUUAGUAUUGUGAUAUCUAUAUUUGAGGGACAUCGUCGCUGCCUCAGGUAAGUUACUGAAGGGGUUUUCACCCCUUCAGCAACCGGUGAUUUGGGGGUGGGAGGGAGAGGGAACCUGCAGUGCCAGGAAACAGAUUGUUUUCCUGGCACUGGAGUUUCCCUUUAGGGAUCGACCGAUAUUGAUUUUUUUAGAGCCGAUACCGAUAAUCUGCGAACUUUCAGGCCGAUAGCCGAUAUCUUGCCGAUAUUCUGUACAUUUACUAUUUUGAAUAAAUAAACUAAUUCGAAAGGUAAAUGCACAAAAUAUACAUGCCACAUGUAGUGGAUGAAGUGUGUUUAGACAGGGGAACUGUGUGUAGUGGAUGCAGAGUGUGUGUUUGUGUAGUGUGUAUGUAAUGCAGUAUGUGUGCAGUGUGUGUUUGUGUAGUGAUGUAAUUUGUGUAAUUUUUUAUUUUAAUAUUUAAAUGUUUUGUUUUUUUGUUUAGUCCCCGUGUGUUUGUGUGGGGUGUGUGUAGAGUGUAGUGAUGUAAUUUUUAUUUUAAUAUUUUUUUUUAAUAUUUAAAUGUUUUUUUGGUUUAGUCCUCCCCCCUAGAGUGUGUUUGUGUAGAGUGUGUUUGUGUAGAGUGUAUGUAAUGCAGUAUGUGUGCUGUGUUUGUGUAGAGUGUAUGUAAUGCAGUGUGUGUGCUGUGUUUGUGUAGAGUGUAUGUAAUGCAGUGUGUGUGCUGUGUUUGUGUAGAGUGUAUGUAAUGCAGUGUGUGUGCUGUGUUUGUGUAGAGUGUAUGUAAUGCAGUGUGUGUGCUGUGUUUGUGUAGAGUGUAUGUAAUGCAGUGUGUGUGCUGUGUUUGUGUAGAGUGUAUGUAAUGCAGUGUGUGUGCUGUUUGUGUAGAGUGUAUGUAAUGCAGUGUGUGUGCUGUGUUUGUGUAGUGUAUGUAAUGCAGUGUGUGUGCUGUGUAUGUGUAGAGUGUAUGUAAUGCAGUGUGUUUGUGUGUGUGUGUUUGUGUGUGUGUGUGUGUGUUUGUGUGUGUGUGUAGUGUGUGUUUGUGUAGUGUGUGUAGUGAUGUAAUUUGUGUAAUAUUUUUUUUAAUAUUUAAGUGUUUGGUUUUUUUUUUUUGUUUAGUCCCCCCUCCCUGAUUCUUACCAGGGAGGGGGAUAUAGUAUCCCCUGGUGGUCCAGUGGCUUGUUAAGUACAGUGGUGGCUCAGCAACAGCAAGCGCUGACUUACCUUGCAAGCAGCUCCUACAGCUCCCUGUGUAAAUCUCGCGGCUCUUAGUGCCGCGCGGAGCGUUGCCAUGGAAACCCGUGGCAACGCUCUGCGGCCGCGGGUCUCGCGAGAUUUACAUAGGGAGCUGCAUGCAAGGUAAGUCAGCGCUUGCUGCUGGCCCCCACAGGACCGCCGGGCUUGUAAUGGGCCCGGCGGUCCUGUUAUAUAUUAUCGGCAAUAUCGGUAUCUGAAUUGGCCGAUACCGAUAUUGCCGAAAAUACCAAAUAUCGGCCAGACCGAUAAUCGGUCGAUCCCUAUUUCCCUUUAACAAAAGCUUUGCUAUAUAGCUGUGAGCUUUGUUGCAUUAGAAAGUUUGGUUAGUUUUCUAUUGUAUAGUACGUCUUUGUCUCCGUAAAGUUUUUGACUUUGUUCUGGUGAAGCGCUUGCUCAAAAACAUGGGCUGUAUCAGUGGGAGAAAGUGCAGAUCAGACUAUAUUUCUGAUUUUGUGAUUGAAUCGGUAGUUUACCAAUUCUUCUUGGUAUUUCUUAGCCGUGCGCAAACAAGUAUUAGAAGUGUUAAGUGCAGAAUAUGUACCCUUUUGUAUUGUUUUUUUCCACAGUGAGAAAACCGUUUUGUUUGCUCCAAUAGUAUAUGUAUUUGAGUAUGCUCUGUGUGGUUUGUUUUUAAGGUGUAAAAACCCUGUUUUGUAGUGUUAGGUGGCUUAUCUACAUUAGUGGUCUUAAAAUAGGUGUAAUAAGAAUGUCAUUUAUUUUCUUAGUGACAUAUUGAAGUCUAUAAAAGAAGCAGACCCCAUUCCCGAGGUCAAGGAGACUUCACCUGAACCAAAUAUUCGCAAGGUUAAAGAGCGAGAGCGUCAUAGACAUAAGUCACGUUCACGGUCAAAAUCUAGAUCUCGUUCCCCUUCUCAUUCUAGACCUCGGAGACGUCACAGAUCACGUUCAAGGUAACUACCUACAUUUUCUAUUUACACAUUUUGCAAAGAGGCAAAGUAUGUUUCCAGUUUAUGCACAUCCUGGUUCAGUUUUUAGGGUUAGUCCUUGCUUGGAGUCUCAGACAUAUUUAAGCUACACAUCUACCUUUUUAGACUGACCCCAUCCACAUGGACCUAUGACUGGGCAUAUGUCUUCAUAGUUAUCAAUCUAUGGACUCCUUUCAGUUCUAGACAGCCCUUAUGGCUUCAGCUUUCUCUGUAAUGGCACAGGUGAACUAAAUCAUGUUAAAGUAGAGCUUAAGGACUAGCCAAAGGGCGAGUUACUAAGUUUUCAGUUUCCUGUGGUAUAGUAAAUUUUGUUUUGCAUAUUCACCAAAUAAAAUACCAUAUGUGGGGCCUGCUUUGUUUGGUCUUUGUGUUUUUUGUUUUUGUUUUUUACCCCCUUCCUUUCAGCUUUGCAUGUGUAAAAAUAUAUUUUAAUAUAUCUAUAUAUAAAGUCUUUCUUUUGUGUUUUUCCCUUCAGAUUAGAGGCAGUACUUUACAACUGGGAUUUCAUCACCUGGAGGGAAAAAACAGGCAGGCAAUCUCCCAAACUUUUCAAGAACCUCCCCCAAAUUAACCUUUGGCCUUAUAAAUUUGUUCAUAGUCCGAGUGGUACGGUUAUUCAGCUUUUGUAAUUUCUGGGGAUGUCUUGGGUAGGAAGCAAUUUAUAAGGCCAAAGGUUAAUUGGGGGAGGUUCUUGAAAGGUUUGGGAGAUUGCCUGCCUGUUUUUUCCCUGCAGGUGGUGAAAUCCCAGUUGUAAAGCACGGCCUCUAAUCUUCUGGAAAAAUAAAUUUACGGUAAGUAAAAAAAAUUUUUUAGACCAUCCACCUCCACUCUUUUCUAUGUAUGUUAAUAAGACCUUGUUUGUUAAAUAGGUCGUAUAGCCCUAGGAGAAGACCAAGCCCAAGACGUAGGCCAUCUCCAAGGAGGAGAAGCCCUCCACGCCGCAUGCCUCCCCCACCAAGGCACAAGAGAAGUAGAAGUCCAGUAAGAAGGUAUGUUCUCAUUAAUUUUGUAAUUCUACCUUCAAAGAUAUUUUACAAGUUUUUUUUCUAAUUCUUUUAGGCAUGCAAGUGGACUACAACCACAUGUCAUUUUUUAAGGCCUAUUCUAUUUCUGACCUUGAAAAUUAAGAAUUAAUUUUUUCCCCCCUGUAUUUUCUAUUUAAGAAGAAGACGUUCUUCAGCAUCUUUAUCUGGGAGCAGUUCUUCAUCAUCCUCUUCCCGCUCUCCUCCUCCACCUAAGAAGCAAACAAAAAGAAUAUCUUCCAGUCCUCCCCGCAAACCUCGGCGCUCUUCGCCAUCUGCAAGCCCUCCUCGCAGGCGGUAUAGACCAUCUCCACCACCAAGCCCACCUCCUAAAAGACGAUCUCCUUCACCACAGCAGUCUUAUCGUCCUAGAAAAACUCGAAAUUCUGCAUCCCCUCCCAGAGCUCCAGGUAGUUAGAAUGAAUGUGGUUUUUGGGGGGCUGUGUGUUAUGUAAAGGGCAGUAAAAUAAUUCUUAAUGUAUGAAUCGAUAAAUUAAUUUUCAAUUAGUUAAUUUUUGUGUUUAUAUUAAAUUCUCCUCUUAUUGCAGUAUCUAAACACAAAAUUAUGGAGAAAAGAAAGACCCCUUCACCACCUCCAAAACCACGGAAAAGGGAACCAUCAGAAUCAGGUAACUGUCCGAAAAAAGUGUAUAUAUUGGUAGGUGUUUUUUUAAUUUUCAUACACAUUCAUAAAUUUAUUUUUAUGUUUUAUGGAAAUAUCUAUACAUUGCUAAACACAAAUACACACACCAAUCAAGCCAUAAGACUUGCUUUUCCCACAGAAAUCUUACUUUAACAGUGAUCUCACUACUGCAAGGGAUUCUGGGUAUGUGCAUGCAAAUGAGCUCAACAAAGAACCACAUUUUUGCCUCAUGAUUACACUUUAUACAUGGAUUCCUUGGAGUAUGUGUCUGCUGUAUACAACAGCUUUGAGAAACAACUAAAUAAGGAGAGCAAAGCCAGUGAGCCACUCAUGGAGAGCUGUUUCAUUGUUAAUGGUUACUGGGUUGGCGUUACUUGUAAAGCACAUACCAACAGAGUUGUGGUGGGGAAAAAAGUGUGGAUGAAAACCCCUCCUACCACUACAAGCAACGCCAAGCCUCCAUUGCAAGCCAGUAACAUGUAUAUAGUUAAUAAUAUUGCUAAACACAAAUAUACACACCAGCCAAGCCAUAAGACUUUCUUUUACCACAGAAAUCUCACUUUAACAGUGCUCUAACUACUGUAAGGGAUUCUGGGUAGGCGUAUGCAAAUGAGCUCAUUUUGGUGUAUGUGUGUGUGUGUAUAUGUAUAUAUUUUUAUUAUAUAUUGUACCCAGCUGAACCAAGAGGUCGCCAGCAUCUCCCUGAUUGUGUUCGGACAUGCUCUGCCCACCAAAAGUGCCAAAUAACACUUAAAGUGCCUAGUGAUAUCUUGGGGGCAAGUGCUGGAUAAAGUGUGAUGUGCUAAGGUUACGGAUGUGUAACAUGGGUAUAAAACACAAGAAAAUGUGUAAAAUAUGUAAAUAGAUGUGCCUGCAAUCAAGCAUAAAGGGUACAUGUAACUUUUUUUUUUUUAUUCCUUUUUUAUUUAUAUAUAUAUAUAUAUAUAUAUAUAUAGAUAUAAUCUUUAUUUUUGAUGUGCUGAUAACAAUAUGUCAGACAAUACAUGGUCAACUAUAGUUACACCAUUUGCAAGCAAUGUAUAUGUAUGAAACAGUACUUUCUUUUUUUUUUUUAUAAUCGAAGAGUUAACACUGUACUAGACCUAAAAAUUUAAGGUAAGCAAGCAGAGCAUGUGCACUUAGAAUAAAUAGCACGAGUAAAUAGAUUAGGAACUGUAGGAGGAAAAUGGUUGGUUCAGACUGAAACCUCCACGAGGCUCCCUCCUUCUGGCAAGGGGUAAUAGAAAACUGCUGCUUGGUAAAGUUCCUGAGUCGGAGAGAAACGUUCCAAUCCUGUUGCUGUAGUCAGCUGGUGUGUGUCUGUCUGGCUGUCAUCCCUCUCAGCUUCACAGUGAGUGGACCCAGAAUAGGAAAUUUAAACUGUCGAAAUGUAGCCAUUUAGCAGCCUAAGUGCCAGAGCUCACACCAGACGCGUCUGGCUGGCAUGGCCACCAGGCCCCGCGUCCGGUCCAUAUAACUCCUAAAGUGACAGUGGUCCAUUAAAACCAGUGCAAUAAAUGAGCCUAAAACCCAGCUAAAGCAUAUGUUUACCGUAUUAAAGUGAUAGUGCAGUGUGAAAAUCUGUGCAUUUACAAAUAUAGAUAAGUUCUGACUAUGAAAGUGCCAAAGUGCUGAGCCAAAUGUGGGCACUUCAAAGGCAUUUUUUUACUUAUGUAGAAAAUUUGUUUCAACAGAAUAUGAAUGUUAUGUUGUUAUAACCGAUAACAGAAUAUGAAUGGAAAAUAUAAAUCCAAAAGUAGCAUGCUAGUCGUUGAGUGUAUAAUAUCCUAGCAAAAAUGAACCAGAAAAUAAAACAUGUACAGUAAGGGAAAUUUAUGGUGCAAAAUAGCCUAAAAAGUGUGUUCGACACUUUUAUACAUAGCCCAAUGCUUCUUUUUCUCUGGCUAUCACUGGACAAUAUUGGAUUGUGGUGUCAUUUACCAAAUCUUUAUUAGAAACUUAAAAGUAACAGAGCAUCUCAUGGGAAAGUAAACACAAGUUAUAGGUGACUUUCAAUGUCUUAUUCAAGUAUAUGCUUUUCAGAGAGGUGGCAGGUCCAUUUUAAGUCAUCCAUUAAGUGCUGCAAUUGUUCCAGUUUGAUCAGUUUUUCCUUUUAUUGCAUUUAAAGAUCUUCCGUUUUAUUAAUGAGUGAUAUGCUAUGUUCUACCAUGUAGCAUGUGUUUCAGUACAGGUAAUAAAGUAAAAUCUAAAUGUCAUGAUGAAAAUUGCUUAUGGACACUAGUGGGUUUUGGAGAACUUUUAAGUUUUUAAAAGAGCUGUGGUUGAGAACGAAAUAUAUACUUGGAAGCAAGUUCACACAUUCUGUGUGUUUGUCAGUCACCCAGAUUAUGGAACUAGGGUCUUACUAGAGUAAGAUCCCUGCUUUUCAACUGCACACAUUAAGCUAAAAUGUAAUAUCUUAUUUUAGUGUCUCAAUAUAUUUUGAAAAUAAAUGGGAUAUUCCUCUUCCAUUUGCAGAUGAUGAAAAAUUUGGUCGAAUGGGUGCUGCAGAUUCUGUGCAGCAGCGACGUCAGUACAGAAGACAGAACCAGCAGUCUUCUUCAGGUACUGAUUCAGUAAAGUUGCUAUGCAAGCCAUCUUGAUAUUUUUAAUGGAAAAAGUCAAUUUCUGUGUAGUUUUAGCCAGUGAUGACUGAGCCUUUUCUAAAAUUCAAUUAAUUUGUGACAAAAACCUUUUUACACUGGUCGUUCACUGCAAUUUCACAGUUUUCUUGAUCUACUCAUAUUUAAUAUUUAGAAUAUAUUUCAAAAGACUGAUAGAUAUAUUUUUGACAUUUUAUAUGUGGGGAUUAAGCAUUACAUACAAAUAUAAAAAGUGAGAAAUGAAAGAAGAGUAAACAAAUCUGAAUAUAAUUUAUAAUGCAACUCAAGUACUGAAAAUAGAUUCUUAUUGCUGACUGUUAAAACGUCUAGGAUUUCUGCUUUUUAUUAGAAAUUCUCAGUAAAAGUGGAAUCGAACAUCAAGGCUGCAUGAUUGACACCUCAUGUGGCUAUUACCUGUUCAGGUGAAACUAGAAAAAGGAUGCAGAUAGAAGCCAAAAAAUAAUUGUGCAGGGAUACUAAACUUGACAUAAUAGACCAAAGUGACCAUACCAUGCUGAAGGAAAAUAGGCAUACUAUAAAUCAAAUGCCUGUUUAUCUUUAAUUUGUAAGCUUGUUUGUGAAGGUCCUCUUCACUUACUGUUCCAGAAUGUCAGUCAUAUUGUGUUAAUCUAGAGUUUAUUUACCAAUUGUAAAGUGCUGCAGAAUAUGGUGGCAUUAUAUAAUUUUCUAUGUAUAACCAAAUAGACUGGUUUGUCCAUAGUUUGAUAAGCAGUUGAUUAGUUCAAUGUAUUUGAAAAUGUCUACUUUUUGCAGUCUGAAAAAUUUAAAUACAGAAGUUUUCUCAAUAUUUAAAAUACAUUGAAGAGAGCAUGAAGCAUCACAUGAAUAAGGUUAAAAGGGACAAUAUAGGGACCACAAAAACCUAGCUUAAUGAAGCAGUUUUGAUGCAUAGGUAAUUCCCCUAUAGUCUUGCUGCUCUAUUCUCUGCCAUUUAUGAGUUAAAUCACUUUGUUUAUACAGCCCUAGUCACACACCCCUGCAUGUGACUUGCACUGCCUUCCUAAACACUAUUAGUAAAGUGAGUUAUAAUGUUUAAAGUUCCUUUAUUGCACAUUCUGUUUAGUUUUUAAUGUAUCUUCAAUUUACAGAUCAGGAGAUAUAAACGACUUGUUAAUAUCUCAAAAUGAAACCCUAUUUUUUGUUUCUUGUAGGCUGUCAGUUACAGCCAAGGAAGGUGUGACUAGGGCUACAUAGACAAACAAUUGAUCUUCUAAAUGGAGAAUUGUGCAGUGAGACUACAGGGGAAUGAUCUAUACAACAAAUCUCUUUAAUUUAGUUAAGCUAAACUUAGUGUCCCUCUGACAUGAGUUAUGGGUGAAAAGGGGAUUGGAUUGUUUUGUUGUUUUUCCAGUGGUGUAAUUUCCAGAGAAAUGACUGUUCUCCUCCUUUAAUUAGAUAACUAAAAUGUCUGGCUUCAGCUUCCUGGCUUGUUUUUUGGGGUGUUUUUCAAUAUCAUAUUUUCCAUUUUUAUCAGUCACUUCGCUCUCAGACAAGAUGAGUCCUUUCUGUUAAUAUUUUUAAUUGUAUGUACUAUCUAAAAUAUAUUCAGAUAACUGAAUGUUCAGCUGCCCAUGACUAGUUCUCUUAUAAAGGACAUCGUUUUGCUUAGAAGUCUUAUUUGAGUUUACAUUAUCUCAUGUGAUUUAUAUGAACCUACCUGGCUUAACUUUCAGAUUCAGGAUCAUCCUCCUCUUCAGAGGACGAGCGUCCAAAACGAGCCUCUGUGAAAAAUGGGGAAGUUGGAAGGAGACGACGCCAUUCAGCCUCACGAAGCCCCACCCCUUCCCGGAAGAGACCAAAAGAACCUUCACCACGGUAUAUGCCAGGACGUUUCCUCUAAUGGGUGUUCAUAUUCUUCCAACCCCAAAAAAAUAUAUUUUAAGGUUUACUUUUUUCAAUAGUGCAUUCAUAGACUAAACUUUCACAUAGUCAAGAUGCAAAUAUAUUUGCAGAUCACAUUUGUGUUUUAUAUUUGAUGUAAGAUACUGUCUGAUAUUCUGAAAUUCCCUUUUAGUUGAUGUCCUUCACUCAUAAAAGAAGUUGAACAUGUUCUUUGGAGUCCCUUAUAAUGCUGAAACAGAAGCUCAAAAUACAGAUUAGUUUUUGUUUUUAUGUACCAAAACGAAAACUGCAUACAUGUUUUCAAAAUUUUAAAUACUAUAGACUCAUAGUCACCCUGUAUCACCCUGUCACCCAACGUAUCUUCAUUUUAAAGAGCUCACUAUUUUAUCUUUAAGUUUUGUUAAUAGAAUUGCUAGCAAAUGUAUAGAAUUUAGAUAUUUUUUUAAUUAAAACCAGUGUUCCUCCCCGCCUACCAAUUAUUCUUUGGCAUCGACAUCAGUGUAGCUUCAGUGCUAAAGAUAGGUGGAUCGUGUGCUGUAGCAGCUGUGAUUAUCUUACCAUCAAGAGCAUGUCACCAUGUUGUGGGGACUAAAGUAAUGAACUGCAUUAUGUCACUGUGUUCUGGCACUAAUGUUCCAUUAACUAAUCCUCCACAACGUAGGCCAGUCAUGUUAAAGGAGGUUGGAAGGCAGGUGGAGAUGAGGGUGGACUUAACAUGUUUUUUCAAGUGUAAAACCCACAAUAAUGGCAGUGCCAGCAUUUAGUGAAGGUGAAAAUAAACCUUUCUUUGUGCAUUUAUACCAUAUCAUUAUGAUAUAUUCUAUAUUGCUUAAUGAGUUAUUAAGGCUUAAAGUGAACCUGUCAUGGCUGGUUCACGUUAAGCUUUCCCUUUUGCUGUAGGCUCCCAGGCAUGUAAGCUGACUCCUAUUGGCAUGUAUAGGUUUAUAUAGCCUGUUCAUGUCAUGACAAUAGGCUAGUGCAAUUAUAUCACCAAUUUCUGCCCAUGUUAAGAUAUGGUUAAAACAAGAUUAUGCAUAUAUUGCUUGCUGAGCAACUAUAUAAUCCUACUGGGAUCUACUACUGCGUUUUUUUUAAGAAAUACUGUCUAGUAUUAAGACCUGGUUAACACAGUGCUUAUAUACAACAGAUAUAUACCCUAUAUAACCGUCACAGUAAAGUGUCAUAAACACUUUGUUUUUGGUUAAUACUAACUAUUUUCACAAUGAAUCCCUGUAUGUAUUCUAUACUGCAUUAUUCUGAAUAUUAAGUUACUCCUAUGUUGUAAUAAAGUUCGCUUUGUAUGACCGCAUGAGCACUUUAGGAUGUUUAAAAGUCUGCCCAUUGCCAAGUCCUGACUUGUUAUGGCAGGUUCACUUAAUGGGUAACAAUUUUUAAUGUUAUUAAUAAAUUGUUUUUCUUUUUGCAGUCGUAGGAGAAGGAGUCCGACUCCACCUCAAGCUAGAAGACGUCGCAGCCCUUCUCCAUUACCUCCACCGAGAAGACGCCGAACUCCUUCUCCACAGAGACGAAGGUAACAAUCAACUAAUUAUUCUUGUUUUGAUGGCAUUCAAGUUACUUGUUCACUCCAGUUUUUCAAAGUGCAGCUUACAUACUUCAGAGAUUUUUGGUUUGUGAGUGGACCUUGACAUGAACAUUGCUGUACAAUCUGAAUGUGUACUCUUUGACUUAAAGGGACACGUCUGGCAUCAAUAAAACUCGAAUGUGUCUGAAAGACUGUUAGUUUAAUUUGAUGUAUUUUUUAUUUUUUGCAUGCUUUAUAACUUUAGUAUAAUUAAAAAAAGGUUUUGAAGAAUGCUGCACAAUUAACCUGCUCCCCUACCAUGAAAAAAAAAAGGCUUGCAAACUAAAAAAAUCUGAAUUAGGGGAGGUAGAGAUAACUUGGUAGGAGGGGGAAGUGCCUUGGUCUGAUCCCGAUGGUAGAUGUAGUCUCAGUGGUAGUUGGAUAUAUAAAAGAGAUCAUACCGCCGGGUGCUACAUAGAGCUACUCGAGCUCUAUACUUGGUAAGUGCACUUCUUACUAUGAACUAUUUUAUACAGAAUAUACUGCACUAUAUUUUGUUGUAUUCUUUCUUUUAUAUAUUCAGCUACAUCUGACUAAGUCUACCUCUGAGAUCGCACUAAGGUGCUAGCACCUCCUUGUACCAUAAAAAUAGUGAUCACUGCCUGUUUCUCUGACUGCAGCCAAGUUGUGAAUUAGAAGCAGCUCACUCAUUGCUUUUGGAGGCUAACCGGUGUGCAUACAUUUGAUACACACUAGUCAGUCAGAACAGCAUUCUGCAUUUUGUGCAAAAAAAAACAAAUUUGAACAUGCAAUGAAAUACAACAAAUUAUAGAGAUCAAAACCUAUCAAAUGCAUUUGUUGUAUUGCUGACUGGAGUGUCCCUUUAAUCCUUUAAGAACCAUUGCUUAGAUUGAGUUUUAUCAUACAGACCAGUGAUUAGUGUGGAGGUAGUAUUAGUCUAUCAUGAAUCAUUGAGUAGUUGGCAGUGCAACAUAGGCAACACCAGUCUGGUUAGAAGACUGUCAAAGAGCGCACUGUUUAAUAACUUAUGUGGAAACAAAUAUUAAAAUGAAAUGUAAUUGGGGUGGGUCUGCUGUUGUUCUGGUCACUCAACUGUCUUACAUCACUACCUAUAUUGCUUUUAUUUUGUCAUGUUCGUGCUUUAUUAAGGAAAAAUAAAAGUUCCUUUGGACAAGUUUUAUAGAUUAUUUGAUAUUUUUAUGUAGUGUACACUUGUAUAUCUCCAGUACUUAAGUUAUUCUGCAUUUUUUCUUUCUUGCAGAUCACCAUCUUCUCCCUCUCGUAGACAUUCUCCGUCUCAAAGACGGUACUCCCCGCCAAUUCAAAGACGCUAUUCCCCUUCACCCCCACCCAAAAGAAGAACCUCUCCACCCCUUCCACAACCACCUCCAAAGCGUAGAUCCUCUCAGUCUCCACCUCCAACAAAGCACAGGCUGUCUCACUCUCCACCUCCCAAACAGAAAGGCUCUCCUCAAGGGAAAAGACGUUCCCCAUCCCUGCCCUCCAAACACAGAAGAGGAUCUCCACCAGUUAGGCAAGUCAGAGAAGCACGUUCACCACCACCACCACCACAGACAAAACGACUGUCUCCAUCACCACAUGCGAGAGUUGCUCGCAGUUCUGAAAGUCCACCUACACAAAGAAGGGGUCCGUCAUCAUCUCCCCCACGGAGGCAGGAAUCUUCUCCAACUCGUCCCAUCAGAAGGGUGUCCAGGACUCCAGAACCGAUGAAAACCAAAAAGUAACUUUUCAUUUUUUUAUUUAAACAUUUGUGCUGUUCAAGGACAUAAAAUUUUAAAAGCAUGAUCCAAAAUUAUUCUUAAUUUCAUUGCCUACCUUAAAGGGACACUAUAGUCACCAUAACAACUACAGCUUAAUGUAGUUGUUCUGGUGAGUAUAAUAGCUCCCUUCCGGCAUUUUCAUGUAAAGCCCCUAAAUGGUUGGUUUUCACUAUAGGGUCAGGAAUACAUAUUUGUGUUCCUGACCCUAUAGUGAUCCUUUAAUGUUUAAUGUUCAUUACUUUACACUAUAUUUAUAAUACGGUCUUCUUUUAUCUAUUAGUGAUUCUCCAAGUCCACAACCUGCUAGAAGAGUAUCUUCAUCCAGAUCUGUAUCUAGAUCCCCUGAGCCAGCACCUAAAAAACAGGUGCCUCCAUCACCAACAAGAUCACGCUCUCAGUCUGGCAAUUGGUCUCCUGCACCUGCAAAGAAAGCAAGGAGUAGUACUCCUAGUCCAUCUCCAGCUCAGGUAUGCUUUCUUUUGUCGCUGCUUUAUAACCAGGCUACUUGUCAAUCUUUGAUCUUUUGAGUUUAUCCGUAUAUCGCAAGAUUUGUAAUUUAAAAAAUUUAUAAAAACUCUUGCAUUACUAACCAAGGCUAAACAGCACUGCAUACCACCUGCUACUUAACCUGAGGAAAUGGACAAGAAAGACGUACAUGCAGCCCCACCUUACCCAAAUGACUUACACAGAUUCUGACAGUUCCUACAAUGCAUAAUACAGAUUAAGGAACAGUGCACACAUAAAAAUACAUUUUAAAAUGUUAUAAGGCUACUGAAAUCACAUAUCUUACAAAACAAAUAAGGGGAUUCAGUUCCACCAUAUGCCCAUAUUGUGUUAAGCCCAGCACUCCUUCACAGUAUCCCAAUAUUGGUUCCUACACAAAUUCAAACGUGGGAGACAAAUUAAAUAGUUGUAGUGCUAUAUAAGCAAAAGUGUAGGAUAAUCUGUUGUAACAGCAUCAUGAAUAUAUAUAAUGCAAUAAAUGUGGUGAGUCCAAAAAAAUGCAGUGUCAAAACGAAACCAUUAAAGUGAUAGUGCUUUAAUGUAUUUACUCACAAUUAUCAUAUAUCUACUUUAUGAAAAUUAUAGUGACAUUAAAAUCCCAAAUAUAAACCUGUGGUUACCUCCAAAGGGGCCUCUGAACCUGGGGGUUAAGAGAGGUGCUUAACCCCAAAAGGAAUCUGUUCUGGAUUCCAAACUUGCAUUGUAAAGACAAAAAGGCUUUGAGAGCACAUCCGAAACUUGCAUUUCGAAUACAUAAAAAUGAAUGUUAACAUUUUACAAGACUACUCAAAAUCCCCUACCUCGGCAAACAAAUAUGGGGAUUCAGCUCCACCAUAUCGCCAUAUUGUGCUAAGCCCCCCACUACUUCACAGUACCCCAAUAUUGGUGGUUACUACACGAAUUCAAACAUGGGAGACAAAUUAAAUGGUGCUAAAUAAGCAAACGUGUAUUAUCUGUUAAGAGCAUUGUAAAUAUUAUAUAAUUCAAUAAAUGAAACUUUAAAAAAAAAUGCCAUGACAUAAUUAAACAAAAGUGAUAGUGCUCUGAUGUAUAUGCUCCUACAGUGCAAGCUAUAUAUUGUAUAAACAAACAGCUAGACUAUCAUCUUCACUUUUAAUGUCUUAUAAAAAAAAAUACAAUUAUUUAUUUAUUUUUUAAGACCGUAUUGAGUAUGCAGUUUCUAUACAUUUAUUGAUUAGGCAAUAUUUAUAAUACAAACAUCUAAAAGGAUUAUUGCAAAGCUUUGAAAUAUUUUUCAACACAGCCGUUCUGUAUAAAAAUUUGUGCCUUUCUUCCGGUUUACUUUUGUAGACAUCUGAUCAAGAAGGUGGUGGAAAGAAGAAGAAGAAGAAAAAGGAUAAGAAACAUAAGAAAGAGAAGAAGCACAAGAAGCACAAAAAACACAAGAAAGAAAAAACAUCCGCAGCUGCUGCUUCUCCUGAAACAGGUGAACAGGAUGCAGGCACUGAAGCAAAGAAGGUGAGGGAGGAUCAUAUUUUAGUGUUGGCAAUUUGUCCUUUCUAGUUGAAUCCAGCGCCCUAAAUUUGCGUACACCCCAGUCAUUAAAAUUGACGUUAUGUAAACACUAGACUAGUCGGCAUGUUUACGAAACGUCAUUUGUUUUCCAUACAUAAUCUGAAAAGUGGGAUCUAUAGGCCUCCCAUUACCACUAAUUUUGGUCGCCAAUCACUAUUCUGCCUCCUUUUCUGUCUUCCGCUGCAGCGUAAUAAAAAUUCUGCUGAUGCCGGGCGUGUACCUCCCUAAACAAAAAUCCUAUACAUUUCCCCCACCAGGAGACUGAAAGUGACGGAGAAGGAAAUCUGGACGAUUUGGAGAAGCAUUUACGAGAGAAGGCUCUGCGUUCCAUGAGAAAAGCGCAGGUUUCUCCUCAGUCCUAGUUCUGCCUAUUUGCUACAAUGUACAUUUAUUUUGUUUGUAUUCUCCCCCCUCCCCCCCUUCUGUUUUUUUUUCAGAAGGCUGUUAAUGCAUUUGAACUUUUACAGUUUACCAUUUGUAAUUAGGUUGAAGUUUUGCCAUGUCUUUCAGAGCUAAGUGGUAUUAUUGACUCAUUUCAUAUGUAGUUCUUGGGAGGAUUUUGAUUCGCAAGGCAGGGGCCAGUUUGUAAAACUUCUGAAGCAAUGAGUAUAUGUUGCUCCCCUCUGCAUGUACAUGGCUAAUCUCCGAAAUGUUUAUUUUCCCACCGUUAAUAUGCCACGGAUUUCCCAGGUUGAAUAAAAAUUGUACAGACUUUUGGUUUGUUUUAAUAAUCUGUGUGAAGAGCAUACCAAGUGAUUACUAUUCUGAUAACAAAGUGCAUAUCUCAUUGGUCCUUCAGGAGGUAUCAAUACAGCUAGAACAAUAUAAUUGGGAUUAUGUUAUACUUGCUUUUAAGAUUACAAAAACCUUAUCCCUGGAUCUAGACUAGAGAUCAGCUGGUAUGCCAGAAUGUUGGUUAUUUCUUAUACAACCCUAAUUUGGAACACUGGAAUUUAGGGUGAUUUUGUUUUGGGGGGUUUCUGUUUUUUGGGUGGGGUGUUUUAAGAGGCAUCAAGUUACCUUUGUUCCAAAAAGUUGCACAAAUCUUUGUCUCCUGUCAGUUGGGUACAUCUCUCCACUUUUGUUACUGCUCUUAAGGAGUGUCCUGGACUUUGGAUAUUGUAAUGUCCAUUUUUUUAUUUUUUGUUUUGGGUUUUCUUUUUUCGCAAGAUAAGUUGUUUAAAGCUUGUGGAUUAAACAAAGGUAAAUUUCUACAUUUAAAAUUUUGUUUCAUUAUUGCCUCUGUUUUUUGGAGGAUUGUAAAUAAUUUGUUAUACUAUGAGAUAAUAGUACUUUCUGUGUGUUUUCAUGCUAAAAAAUCUGGCAAUCUGUUGCAGUAAUAAGAAAUCAAGUCAGAGUAGCCAGAUUCCAAGAAUAAAAAUAAAACGUAAACCUGUUUUUUAAUGUGUUGUCCUACUAGGGCACACGUCUGUGGGGCCCACCUUUAAUUGUAAAUAGUUAUGGUAAUUAAAUUUCACCUUAAAGGGACAUCAAGUACUAAAACUACUGGUGUUUAGAUUCUGCCACUGCAUUCUGAGAAACAGUGUGUACUCAGUCUGUGUACCUUUAGUGGCUGCCAGAGAGUCACUGCCCAGUAAGGCCUCAGUGCUACUCUGUGAGAACCAUUACAAUUUGCCUGAGAUUAUUCAGUAUAAACUCAGAAGAUGAGGAACAGCUGCAGUGCAGUGACCGUGAGUUUAUAUUCUCAUGACAGCUGAAAAUAAAAACACAAAAUAAGUCUUUAAAGGAUAUCUAUAGGGUCAGUAACACAAACAUGUAUUCCUGACCCUAUAGUGAAAACCCACAAUUUACAUGGCUGCUGACCCUCCCAUUUCCCCCUACCCCUCACCUCUUAAGUUCCAUCAUAUUUGGUUAAAACUUACCUUUCAACUCUCCAUGGGUCUGGUCCGCUGGCCCCGCCCCAUGGGGGAAAGCAUUGGACUGGCUAAAAUCGGCAUGGGGGCAGGGCCAAUCAUCACCUCCUCAGAGAUGCAUUAAAUCAAUGCACCUCUAUGAAGAAAAUUCAGCGUCCCCAUGCAGAGCAUACUGUGCAGCCCUAAGCCAGGAAGCACCUCCAGUGUCCAUUUAAGGAGUGGCCACUUGGAGGUGUCCCUAGGGGCAAUUUAAACACUGACUUUUCCCUGAAAAGGCUGUGUUUACAUUGAAAUGCCUGAAGGGAGCUAUUAUACUCACCAGAACAACUACAUUAAGCUGUAGUUGUUCUGGUGACUAUAGUGUCCCUUUAAAUCUCUUAUCUAUUGUCUCCUUUGUUCACCUGGUAGCAGUGUACAUUCCCUUUUAAGUGAAUACUCCACAUAGUGAAAUUGAUAUUGCUUUAUGAGCUCAACAGAUCAUGGUUUCAAAACUGUACUUUAAACUGAGGGAUAUAUCUCUUGUGACUCAUCCUAUUUAUGUACGUAAACAUGGUUCUAUUUCUCUAAACCAGGGGGAAAGAUUUUAUACUUGAACAAACUUGAAAAUCCUACAAUUUAGCUUUAUUGGUUACUAUGUAUUCAUUUUCCAAGACUCCGUAUGUAAAGGUGCUCUUGAAUGUGAGAUUGGUAUUUACUUUAAUUCUAUAAUUUGGGAAAGAGCCCUUCAAAUAAUUGGUAUCAAUGGGACAUGAGUGUGUCUGAGUCACUCCAAAGUAUACACAUCAGUAAAAUACCUCUAUUAUUGAAGCACCAGGGAAAUUACCUAUUGUUUGGAAGUGAGAGAGAACCUUCCAACUGGCUAACAAACAGUACACCAAUACUUCAAAACCACAAUUUACUAGGGAGGCCCCAAGAAGCCUUUUGGGAUUACACAGGGGUAGUUUUUUUUAAUUUAUUUUUGUAAACAUUUUAUUUCUGGUAGCUGAUCAAGCUAAAUUAGAGUUUUUGUUAAAAUUUAUAAAGCUUUUUUUUCUCCCCAAGUCUUGCUAAUUAAAGAGUGAUGUUUAAGUGCAAAAUGGAAAAGGUUAUGCCAUCCUUUACUUGUCCAAAACAAACUACACUUUUUAAAAAUUAAUGAUCCAAUUGGAUGUGCUAAUCUGAAUUCACAAAGGUGUUGCAUAGAACUUCUUAAUUCAGACGUCAAAAUCAAAGUUGUAAAUGGCUUUUUGGUUUAUCCUAUCAUGGUAUUAUUAUUCUGAUAGCAUGGGUAAAGGCCCUGUAACUGUGUGUAGAAAAUCCCUAAAGAGCAAUCUACAAUCAACUAAGUAAUUUGGACUUAUCCUGGUUUAGGUUAUAUUAAAUGAUUUUACAUAAUCCGUUACAGUGGAACGCUAAAAAUAAUUCCGUUAACAUAGACUGCUGCUUAACACUUGGUGAGACUUGUAAUGGCUCAUGUACCAGUCAGAUUGUUUUUAAAAUUACCUCUGGGUACUUUAUUCCACAUCAGCUUAAGUGUUUUCUUCUAAAUAUGAUCCUGUAACUCCCAUUGCCCUCCAUGUUUCAUUGUGUACGAUGGAGUUGUCAAAGUAAGAGAUAACAUAACUGUCUAUAUUUAAAAAAAAGUUUAAAGGGACACGUUGUGCACCAUAACGUCAUUGCAAUGAAUUGUGCAAGGAGGUCCUGGAUGCCAUCAUACCUUAAGGGGUUAAACCAAUAAUGAAUAGUUUAACUCCCAAAUUCUGGAAGAUGCGUGCCUAGUGAUAGGGUGAGACGGUCAGCUGAUGCUCUUAAUAUAUCCGUGGUGCCCGUUCUAAGGCUCCCUGUCAAAAGGUCUAUUCUUAGCUCUUCAGAAAAAGAGGUGCAAAGCGAUGGGGCACAGUCUUUUAGAGUUUGUGAAAAUGUGUUGUGGUCCUUGUGACAGUUUAGAAGUUAUGUUUUAGAAUGUGCUUUAGAAAUAAUAAAAUGAACUGUCCACAAGCGAUCAUCCUGUGUUUUUUGCUGGGUUGCACCAUUUAAAAAAAAAAAAAAAAAUGACAAACAGUAUGGACACCUGAGCAUAGGCUGUACCCUAACAGCGUUGUUGAGGGAGUGACCAAGCAUUUGCUUAUACAUGUGGUCCUCACUUUACGACCUACCUGUUUUACGACUGCUUGCACUUAUGACCAACUCCAUAGCAUGGGGAUUUAAGGGAUUCCCCACAUUAGAGAGCUGGUCUAUGCUUGGGAAAUUUUCCCAGAACAGAUUUCAGAGAUUCCCUGCGCUUUUGAGCUAGUCUAUUUUGGGGGAUGUUUCACCGAACAUAACUUGCGGGAUUCUCUGCGCCAGUGAACUGGUCUAUUUUUGUGUUAAUUCACCCGAGCAUAGAUCUGCUGUCUUGUGCAUGCUAACUAGCGCACAUCUUCACUUACCGACCAAGCCAGACAAACGGAACCUGGUCAGUAAGUGAGGACUGCCUGUAUAGCACUUUUUCCCUUUGACAGAGAAUGUGUAUCGUGAGACAACCCGGGUUAUGUACUAAAGUAAAAAUUGUGGAUUCCAAAUACAGGAGCAAAGUAUCUGAACUGAAAGCAUAGCGGACUUGAAUUAUUCCAGGGUUACUAUUUUUCCCUUAAAUUUGGAAGUCACUUUGAAUCCUCAGUUUAGCAAAUAACCCUGAAAGUGAUCACCUGUGCAUGUAUGUAUCGCUGUAUUUUUCACAAGCAAUUGUAGUGCAGUAGGGAGGAACUGUCACUUUUCAAAGUAAUUGUUCCUCUUUAUGCACUGCUAUUGAAGUGAAAUAAAUGUGAAGCUACCAAACUAUUAGACAUACACAAAGUAGUCUCAUUUAUCUCAUUUCCUUUUAAUUGGAAACAAAACUUCCCUCCACCCACAACAGACAAAACAAAAAGUUGUCAUUAAAGGUCAUAGAGUUCUAUAGCAACAAAUUAUAAACAAAUCUUGACCCAAAAUAGGGUCUAUACUGCCACGUUAGGCUAAAUACUUAAUGUAUUUUGGACUGUUGUUUUUUUGUUUUUCUUCUAAGAAGCCACUCUUGGUAAUGACUGUGGUAAGGGAUCUCAUUGCAAUUUGCAAUAAAGUACUUAUGGGCCUAAGACUGGCAUACAUUUUAUCAGGCAACCUGUGUAAAUUGUGGUUAAAGCUACCCAAUUUGAAUCUUCGCAUCUAAGUAUGCGUUUACCAAAUAUUUGGUGAAUCUUUUAACCACGUGUAUUACUUUGAAUCAUGGACCUUGCUAACAUUCACAUGUGUAAACCAAGGCCUGGUCUAAAUGCAAUGCC